Molecule: messenger RNA, 3219 nt
Organism: Schistocerca gregaria
Lineage: Eukaryota; Metazoa; Arthropoda; Insecta; Orthoptera; Acrididae
Product: serine protease 53-like
Exons: 18
Coding region: 69-2447 (792 amino acids)
Biological process (GO): proteolysis
Molecular function (GO): serine-type endopeptidase activity
Source: RefSeq, a predicted model, not a curated record
GAUAAACACGGCUUCCCGGUAAACAGCGGUGCCGUGCGCUUGCGGGGGUAACGGGUACUGAAGUUGCCAUGGAGACGGCUUGCGUCGCGGUUGCAUCGCUUCUGGUGUUGGUGAUUCACGUUUCUUCCGAGUCCCUCGGAUAUGAAGGAUGCUGGUCUGGGGAUGACGUGGCGACCUCAGGGCUGCCGUGGCACGCGUCCAUCUUCCUGCAGCUGGAUGAGGUGCCCGGAGCCUUCCAGUACCUGUGUGCUGGGGUCCUCGUCACUGACCGACACCUCCUCACAGACAUGUCUGGACUGGAAGGCGAGGCCCCCGACUACGAGCGCAGGCCGCUGUCCCAGCUGUUCGCCGUGCUGGGCGCUGCCACGGCCAACUGGGAUCCCGAUGCACCUGGUGCUGUCAUAAGCAAGGUGUCCCGUGUACUGGUGGACGACGCUUAUUCUUCAGUCUACGCCGCCUACGAGCACAGUCUGGCCGUAGUGGAGCUGGAGGUGCCGCUGGCACUUACGGAGUCCGUGCGGCCAAUCUGCGUCGACAGCGGCGCCCAACCGCAGCACAAAGACAUUUCAUUUGUGGUCGUUCCAGAUUCGAACAAAAAUCUUACUCUGAAACUGCAGAAAUUAAAACACACCAGCCGAGAGGACUGCAUCGGUGACUCGAUAUAUGCACGGGUACCAGGACACAAAUUCUGCGCUGACAGCUCAGAUGAGCCGGUGUGCCAGCACGCGAGGGGCAGCGCCCUGGUGUGGCCCGUUGCCGACGGCCGCUGGCUGCUCAAGGGUGUGACCAGCGUGAACACAGCGCACCGCGACUGGGACCAGCCCGGCCGCUGCGUCGCCGGACAGCACGUCUUCAGCGACGUCGACAGCCAACUGCCGCUGCUGCGCCGCUUGCUGCUCUCCUCGUGCUUCAGCGGGCAGCCCUCGACGGCGCCGUGGCAUGCUCAGCUCUACACGUCCACCAAGGAGCGCCACGGGCACGAGUACGCAUGCGCAGCUGCCCUGCUCACUCAUCGGUACCUUCUCACUGACGGCAGCUGUUUUAAAGGGAGAACUGCCAACAAUUCGACUGACGCCUCGGGGUUCGUCGUGGCUCUGGGGAAGAAGGUGAAGAGCCUGCAGGCGAGAGAGACAGGCUCUCAGAUUCUAAAGGUCUCGCGCGUCGAUCUACAAGACGGGAGACGCGGCCUGGCGAUCGUGGAACUAAAGGUACCGGCGGUUCUGGGAGACAGCGCGGCAGCCGUGUGUCUCAACACGGCGAGCCAGCGGCCGCUAGCUGACGGAGUGCCUGCCGUGAUGGCGACUUUCAGCCCUACAGAAAACUCUGCACUGAAGCUGCUGUACGUGAACGUCGUAGAUUCCGACAAGUGUCUAGUCGAAAAACCAGGGUUCAAGACAUUCUUAUCAGAUGCUAAAUUUUGCGCCGCCGACAAGAAGGCUGCUGUGUGCCAAGGCAACGAGGGUUCGGCCAUGCUGACUCGGGCCCCGGACCGCGGCGCCUGGUGGACGCUGAGGGGCGUCUUGGCGCCGACGCCACAGCCUCCCAGUAGCGACGACGCCUGCCCCAAGGGCAACGCCCUCUUCACCUCGGUGGACCACUCGCUGCGCUGGAUCCUGGAUACCCUACAACGCCUUUCCGUUCCACGAUCCUUGCUGAAACCUGAAGGAGUCAGAGGCUGCUGGUCGGGGCACGCCGGAAACAUCCCUUGGCACGCGCUCAUCUACAUUCAACUACAGCGCCCGGAGUGGUUCGAUCUCCACUGUGCGGGCACCAUCGUCUCCAGGAGACACGUAGUAACUGACGCUGCCUGCUUCUGGGACGAAACUUCAAGGACCAUGCGAGAUGUCUCAACACUGCGAAUAACCGCAGGCAAGAAAACAAGAGAUUUUGAUGCGGAAGAAGCUGAUGUACAGAUUAGAAAGGUCUCACGGGUGCUGCUGCAACCGGGCUACCAGAGAGAGGCUGGAAGUGGGCCAGCCGUGGCGGUGGCGUUGCUGGAGAGGCCGCUGGAGCUGAGCGGCGCCGUACACGCCAUCUGCAUCGACGGGCCUGCCGGAUCCCUUCUGAAGGAUGGCCAGACCGGUCUGGUUGCUACUCUCGACUUGCCACGAUUUUCCGAGCUCCAGAUUCUGAACAUGAAUGUUCUAAAGAAGAAUGAAUGUUUAGCUGAACUGUCUGGCAGUUCUUGCUGGACAAUGACCACCGCCAACGUUUGUGCCAUCGAUCGCAAAGUUGCAGAAGGCCUUUGUUCGGGAAACGUGGGAGCGGGACUGGUAGUCCGCGGCCCUGGGGGUGCCUGGCUGCUGAAGGGCGUCGCCAGCUCUCGCCAGCUGUGCGGCCCGAACCACCACUGCUCCAAGGCGACGGUAUUCUUCACGGGGGUUGGCGACAGUCGUGACUGGCUCUGGAAGACAGUGCAAGCAACCAUUCCGUACCACCUUGCGUAAACCUGGUACUCUCAUAAAUACACCAUAGCACAAUAUUUUAUUGUAAUUUUCACCCACAUGCUUAAACGGAGCCAGAUUAAAGUGAACAGGAUCCGUUGUACACUGUUUAUUGCAAAAAAAAUAUUGUUGUCAUUAUUUGUCACACUCUAUGUGCCUAUUUAUAACCAAUUAAGAAGAAAGUCUCAUUCAAUUCUGAGCUCACAACCGCUGAUGUCCUAUUACUCCAGAUUUCUCACUUUUUUGCGUUAAAGAGAGCUAUCUGGUCCUCAUUCAUUCAUUCAUCGUUCACCAUCGAUCCCAUCAAAAAGGAGAAUCUUCAGGAAUGCGUAACGAGUCAACAUAUACAUUACCAAAAGAAGGAAAAACGUAAUAUGUACACUGUAUCAACACUUAUCAAUAUACCAUUUUAUACUGUCUGUGCUUAUGCCCGAUGAAUUUAAACGGUAACUUUGCUGGAAAGCCACUAUUUAUGGGGAAAAAAUGCUGCUUACAUAGUUACAGAAGGUAUCAGCUGUUUUCCUUCUACUACUAGCUUAGUAUUUAUAUAAAAAUACCGAUAUUUAUCAAAGAAAAUCCUGACCUUUACAUUUAACAAUGGAGGCCUCUUUACAGUAUACAGCUACCUAUUAAGCAUCAUUACGAUAAACAUUGCUAUAUGUUGUACAGCCACCAGGAUUUAAAUCUUUGAAUCAAAAGAAUUAAAUAAUUUGUAGAAAACUGCUACUGAGGUAUGUUUUAAUUUUUAUUAAAUUGGUAAGAUUUACUAAUUUCC